Molecule: messenger RNA, 945 nt
Organism: Gloeophyllum trabeum ATCC 11539
Lineage: Eukaryota; Fungi; Basidiomycota; Agaricomycetes; Gloeophyllales; Gloeophyllaceae
Product: oxidoreductase
Exons: 7
Coding region: 1-945 (314 amino acids)
Biological process (GO): sphingolipid biosynthetic process
Cellular component (GO): endoplasmic reticulum membrane
Molecular function (GO): 3-dehydrosphinganine reductase activity
Source: RefSeq, a predicted model, not a curated record
AUGGGUCUAUUCGGUGGCAGCAAGUGGAACCCGGCAGGCAAGCACUGCUAUGUAACGGGCGGUAGCGCCGGCCUCGGCUUGUCGUUAGCCGUGUUAUUGGCUUCGCACGGUGCGCACGUCUCUAUCGUGGCUCGAGACUCGCGCAAGCUGCAGGAUGCUCUCGGUAAAGUUGAAAGCGCCCGUGUUUCGAAUGACCAAGUCUUCCGGCAGCAUUCGUUCUCAGUCGGGACGGCAGAGGGAGCCAGCGCCGCUCUGCAGGCAGUCAUGGACGUACAUGACGGUCUGACCCCGGACGCUGUCUUCUUGUGCGCUGGGAAGAGUACCCCGAAGUUCUUCGUUGAGAUGACGGAACAGGAUCUCACGGAAGGAAUGACAAACGGGUAUUGGGUGCAGGCAUGGACCGCCUGGGCAGUUACAAAGAAGAUGGUAGAACAGCAGCGAAAGGGCAAGAUCUGCUUUGUUUCUUCCACUCUCGGUUACAUGUCAUUUAUUGGCUACGCGUCGUACUCACCGCCAAAGCAUGCUCUCCGAGGUCUCGCCGACACCCUGCGGUCUGAGCUGAUACUGUACGACAUCGACGUGCACAUCUUCUUCCCUCCGACCAUGUUCACACCAGGAUACGAAGAGGAAAACAAGACCAAGCCAAAGAUCACCCUCAAAAUUGAAGAGGAUGACUCGGGUCUGCAACCGAAUCAAGCUGCUGCAGGGCUUUUGAAAGGUAUCCAAGCCGGUCACGCACAUAUCACUGCGGACUUGAUCACGGAUCUCUUCCGCUCGUCUACGCGCGGAUCCGCACCGUACCAUAACUUCAUCUACGACUCGCUCCUGGACGCCGCUGCUCGUAUCGGCUUACCAUUCUGGCGGUCCCAAACGGAUGGUCUCAUCCGCAAGCACAAAGCCGAGCACCAGCAGUACCUCAAGCAGCAAGGCUUCCCGCUUCGUUGA